AUGUCCCACAGAUUGGUUCUCCGGCAAAGGAUCAUUAAUGUCUUUGAAGCGCUGCAUCACUUUCAUCAAUCCAGAAUAAUCAUUUCUGACACCAACAUAUGCGUCAUGCUAGUAAUCCUAUACUUACUCGACCAGACGCCAUUACUCAUCGACGUAACAAUAUCCCGUCUUCGCAACAUCCUACCAAACAACAGCGACUACCGCCUCGCCUCGGCCUACCACCGACAAGAAACGAGCAUCGAGCAAAGUAACAUGGGCAAGGUCUUCUCCGCAUGUAUUCUUCUCACCUUUCGCAUAUUCAUGUUGGAAGCAUUCAACUCACGGAACUCCCUCUCGUCUUCUCCAAUAACCCAACCGAUUGAAACUGGCUUUUAA
Messenger RNA from Penicillium atrosanguineum, 375 nucleotides. RefSeq lists its product as uncharacterized. Lineage: Eukaryota; Fungi; Ascomycota; Eurotiomycetes; Eurotiales; Aspergillaceae. The transcript has 3 exons. The coding region runs from base 1 to 375 and encodes 124 amino acids. The record is from RefSeq and is a predicted model, not a curated record.